Messenger RNA from Phytophthora sojae, 1347 nucleotides. RefSeq lists its product as hypothetical. The transcript has 4 exons. The record is from RefSeq and is a predicted model, not a curated record. NCBI's taxonomy places the organism in Eukaryota, Oomycota, Peronosporomycetes, Peronosporales, Peronosporaceae. Gene Ontology annotation, biological process: response to endoplasmic reticulum stress. Gene Ontology annotation, molecular function: protein-disulfide reductase activity; protein disulfide isomerase activity. Gene Ontology annotation, cellular component: endoplasmic reticulum lumen. The coding region runs from base 1 to 1275 and encodes 424 amino acids.
AUGCUUCCACGUGUCCGCCUGCUGCUACUGGUGCUGACCGUGGUGGCCGCGGCCACCAGCGUGCUCGCCAUGUACGGCCCGCGGGACUCGGUGGUGAUCCUCACGGACAAGAACUUCGAGAAGGAGGUGCUGCAGAGCCCCGACUACUGGCUCGUGGAAUUCUACGCGCCCUGGUGUGGCCACUGCAAGAAUCUGGAGCCGGAGUACAAGGCUGCAGCCAAGAAGCUCAAGAAACACGCGCGCCUGGGCGUCGUGGAUGCCACGGUGCACCAGCAGCUGGCGCAGAAGUACCAGAUCAAGGGCUUCCCGACGAUCAAGGAGUUUGGCGCCAAGAAGAAGCGUCCACAGGACUACCGCGGCGGGCGCACGGCCAGGGACAUCGUGCAGUAUGUGAAGAACUCGCCUGAGGCCAAGAAACUCGGUGUCAGCGGCGCCAACGUCGCGACGCUCGAGUAUGACAAGGUGCACGCCUUCGUGAACAAGGAGCUGCCGUCGGCCAUUUUCUUCGGCAGCCCGAAGAAGGGCAAGAAGAGCGCCAAGGUGCCGGCGUGGCUCGGCAACGUGGCCGAGUCGUUCAUGGAGGGCAAAAAGAAGAAGAAGAAACCCACCGUCCAGCUCGCGUUCGUGCCGGGAUCGGACGACAAGAUCGCCAACCACUUCGGACUCACCGAGGAGCAGCUGCCGACCGUGAUCUACGUCUACCCGUCUAGCCAGAAGUACGUGGUGUCGGAGGAGACCAAGCUCAACGAGGCUGCGGCCAAGAAGUUCAUCGGUGACGCGCUGGCGAACACUGAGGCGGCGGAGAAGGACGAGUCGCUGCCCAGUGUGCCGCUGUUCCCGUCGCCCGAGGUGGCCAAGAAGAAACCCGUGGUCACCUUGAAGGAGCUGGACGCGCAGAGUGUUCGCGACUGCACCUCCAAGCGUGGCAAGAUGUGCGUCGUCGUGGCCAAGGAGGACGCGGAGCUGGUGCGCUCGCUGGCCAAGAAGUACCGCCGCGACCCGUUCACCUUCCUGUCGAGCAAGCCUGGUGCGCAGGCCUUCAAGGCGCUGACUGAGUUCAUCGGCGAGAAGACGGAUGUUCCCGAGGUCGUUGUCGUCAAGCCAGGCCGCAAGGUCAAGUACUCGGCUCUGUCGGGCACGAACGACGAGAGCGCCAUUUCGGAGUUCCUCGACAAGCUCGUGGAUGGUUCGACCCCGUUCUCCGUGCCGAGCGGCGAUCUGGAGGCUGCGCUGUCUGGCUCGUCGGACGAUGCUGCCAAGCACGAGGAGCUGUAGGCUGCAAGUCAAGUAGCUCCACUUUCCCUGUCAUUUUUUCUGGACAAACACGCAACUGUCGUUUUGCGCACC